This is a messenger RNA of Bombina bombina (fire-bellied toad), 2743 nucleotides long. It is a transcript of the gene FGF4, whose product is annotated as fibroblast growth factor 4. Bases 254 to 832 code for a protein of 192 amino acids. NCBI's taxonomy places the organism in Eukaryota, Metazoa, Chordata, Amphibia, Anura, Bombinatoridae. The transcript has 3 exons. Gene Ontology annotation, biological process: positive regulation of cell population proliferation; cell differentiation; regulation of cell migration. The record is from RefSeq and is a predicted model, not a curated record. Gene Ontology annotation, cellular component: cytoplasm. Gene Ontology annotation, molecular function: growth factor activity; fibroblast growth factor receptor binding.
GGCUGAGCUGCUGGAGAAGAUCAACACUUCAGACAAGUCCACAGCAACUAACAACAAGUGGAGAUCAAGUUCGAAAAAAACUUUCUUUAAGUCAACCCCUUUAAGAAAAGUCUCCAUGCAAGUUAAUAGACCAAACCACACCUCCUUUUGGAACUAACCAGUUGGUUCUUUGAUCUAAGUAUAAGUGGAUCUGGAGUUGAGGUAUUUUUAGAGCAAUUGACUCCUUAAACCACGUGUGCCCACGUUGAUCAGGAUGACUGUUCAAUCUGCCCUUGUGCCAAUCCUGUUCCUGGGGCUGGUUUCGGGUUUGGUGCAUUGUAUAUCGCUCGCAUCGUCCCAGAGAAAUGAUACAUUGGACCGGCGUUGGGAAACACUUUUUUCUAGGUCUAUGGCCAGGAUGCCAGGAGAGAAAAAAGAAGGGAAUCGGGAAAGUGACUAUUUGCUAGGCAUCAAGAGGUUGCGACGUCUUUACUGCAAUGUGGGCAUCGGAUUUCAUAUCCAGAUUUUACCAGAUGGCAGAAUAAAUGGGAUGCAUAAUGAAAAUCGAUACAGUUUGUUGGAGAUCUCACCAGUGGAGGUGGGAAUCGUGAGCCUAUAUGGUGUUAAAAGUGGACUUUUUGUUGCAAUGAAUGGAAAAGGAAAAUUAUACGGAUCUAGGCAUUUCAACGAUGAAUGUAAAUUUAAAGAAACCUUAUUACCAAACAACUACAACGCAUAUGAAUCCAGGAAAUACCCUGGGAUGUACAUCGCUCUUGGCAAAAACGGAAGGACCAAAAAGGGGAACAGAGUUUCUCCGACAAUGACACUGACACAUUUCCUGCCACGGAUCUGACAAUUGCUUCACAAAUCCACCGGACAGGCCAGGAGGGAACCACCUGGUGCACUUUUUACAACAGUUUAAUGCAAGAGCUGAUGUAUUUAAAUUAAUAACUUAAGUUUGUAUAUAUGGUCAGGAUUUUUUUUUAUUUAUAGCUCAUUUUUUUGUAAUAUGUUGAGUUACACUGUAUGCCUUAUUUUGUGGGCGAUACUUCAGGACUUUUGAGACUGGAUGCAUCUUUUUGGAAGGAUCUGCAACUGUUCCUGUGCAAUGCAGAAACACCAUAUGCCGCUCUCAUACAAUUUGUGUACUGUUUACAAGUUGCACACAGAUAAGGUGAGACAAGUGUUGGGUUAAAGCCUGCUAUGUUUCCUCUAGUAUCAGUUUACUGCUGGUGCAGAAAGUGCAGUGCAAGACGAGUCAUUGGCAAUCUGUUUUUAGACCUGUCAGUGCUGAACUCUGAACUUCUCAGCAGUCAAUCUCUCUCUAAUGUCUCCAAGGAGAACAUUCAUUUUAACCACUUCACUGUUAAAAGGGGGCACCGGCAACUAGGGACAAAUGCUUAAAGGGACAUGAAACCCUAUUUUUUUGCUUUCAUGAUUCAGUUAGAACAUAAAGUUGUAAACAGCUUUCCAAUUUAUGUUUAUUAUCGAUUUUGGUUUAUUCUCUAGGUAUUCUUUAACGAAUGAGCAGCAAUGCACUACUGUGAGGUAGCUGAUCACAUACAGUAGAUAAACCAAUGACAAGAGGCAUAUAUGUGCAGUCACCAAUCCCCCAGCUCCUAAACCUACCUAGGUAUGAUUUUCAGCAAAGGAUGCCAAGAGAACAAAACAAAUUAAACAAUAGACGUACAAUGGAAAGUUGUUGGAAAUUGUAUGCUCUAUCUAAAUCACAAAAUCAAGUUUUCAAGUUUCAUGAUCCUUUAAAAGGAUAGCAAAUACCUCUUGAUUUUGUGUAAAAAUAGUGCUUGUCCCUAAAGGCCAAAAAGAGAACUCUGCAACCUGCAAAUGCUGCAAACCAAAUAGCAUGUUUAGGCAUUUUACAGCAUUUUAAGUUACAGAUUUAGCAGUUUCUUCUCCCUAUGGAGCUUGGUAGAAAGCACAAUUUUUACACAAAAGCAAGAGAUAUUUAAUGUUCCUUUAAAGGGACAUAAAACACAAACAUGAAUGCAUUUCAAUGUUGAAUACAAGCAUACUUGCUAUAAAUAUGUAUUAAAGGGAUAGGAAAGUCAACAUUUAAAACUUGCAUGACAGAACAUAUAAGUUUAGGACACUUUUAAAUUCAUUUCUAUUUUCAAAUGUGCUUUGUUCUCUUGGUAUCCCUUGUUGAAAAAGAAUAUGCACAUAUCCUACACUAGUGGGAACUAGCUGCUGAUUGGUGCCUGCACACAUUUGUCUCUUGUGAUUGGUUAACUAGAUCAGCAAUCUGCCAGUGGUGCAAUGCUGUUCCUUCAGCAAUGGAUAACAAGAGAAUGAAGAAAAUUUGGUAAUAGAAGUAAAUAUGAAAGUUGUUUGAAAUUGUAUGUUCUAUCUGAAUCAUGAAAGAAAAUGUUGGGGUUUCCUGUCCUUUUAACAAACAUUUUUUCUGGUAAAAUAUAUUUCAGUGACAGCUUUUACUGCACACAGAGCACAUGUGCACACUCAUUCAAACGCUACCUGCUCAUAGAGCAUAUUGGUGCCUGUUUGUAUCAUCAUGAAGAAUACGCGCCACCACUGGCUCGCUGAGCAGAAGGGAUAUUUGAAUGAGAGUGAACAGAACAUAUGCACAUACAUUGCAAAAAUGAAACAAUUUGCUUUUCACAUCCCUUUAAGAAAGAGGUGUUAAUACAUUAUUAAUAGGAAGUCUGAGGAACACUUAAAUUGAAUGUCAAUUUUAAUGCUAAAGUGCCCGGUUUUCAAAAAUUCGAUUAAAAACAGGGGCACUUUA